This is a messenger RNA of Phoenix dactylifera (date palm), 1614 nucleotides long. Its product is annotated as Eukaryotic aspartyl protease family protein. Gene Ontology annotation, molecular function: aspartic-type endopeptidase activity. Gene Ontology annotation, biological process: proteolysis. The record is from RefSeq and is a predicted model, not a curated record. Lineage: Eukaryota; Viridiplantae; Streptophyta; Magnoliopsida; Arecales; Arecaceae.
AAUAAACCAGCGCUCCACCUCCUCUCCUCACUGGACUCAUCCGAGUCCGACCAAAUUCCACAGCCAUGGCUUUCCUCUUCCCCCCUUUCCUCUCUGUCCUCCUCCUCCUUUUCUCUACCUCCAUAGCCGCUGACAUUCCCAUCUUCCACACCAAAGCUCCACCCCCUCCCGCCUCCUCCUCCCUCUUCGACUCCGUCCUUGCCGCCGCCCACACCGACCACGCCCGCCUCGCCUUCCUCUCCCAGAAGACCACCUCUGUCCCCAUUGCCUCCGGCCAGCAGCUCCUCCAGUCCAACUCCUACGUCCUCCGCGCCCAACUCGGCUCCCCCGGCCAGCUCCUCCUCCUCGUCCUCGACACCGGCUCCGACGCAGCCUGGGUCCCCUGCUCCCCUUGCUCCUCCUGCCCCUCCUCCAAUCUCUUCCUCUCCUCCAACUCCACCACCUACUGCUCCCUCUCUUGCUCGUCCUCUUGGUGCCCCAUGUUCCAAGGCCAAAGCUGCGCUGCCUCCCCAUCCCCAUGCACGUAUAACUCCGGCUACGGUGGUGACUCCACCUUCAGUGCGACCCUUUCUCAAGACUCCCUCCGUCUAGCUCUCGACGUCAUCCCCAAUUAUACCUUCGGCUGCGUCAACGCCGUUACCGGCAGUGCAAACAGCUUGCCUAAACAAGGCCUCUUGGGCCUGGGUGGUGGGCCCAUGUCGUUGCUCUCCCAGGCCGGUUCGUUAUAUAAGGGGGUCUUCUCCUACUGUCUUCCAAGCUUCAAAUCCUACUACUUUUCCGGUUCUCUCCGGCUCGGUCCGGUCGGGCAGCCAAGGAGCAUCCGAACCACCCCGCUGCUCCACAACCCGCACCGGCCGUCCCUGUACUACGUGAACCUCACCGGGAUCAGCGUGGGCCGGGUCCUUCUCGCGGUCCCGCCUGGCUCCUUCCGGUUCGACCCGGCCACGGGGGCCGGCACAGUGGUCGACUCGGGGACCGUCAUAACUCGGUUCGUGUCGCCGAUCUACGCGGCGCUGACGGACCAGUUCAAGAGGCAAGUCAACGCGCCGGGCGGGUACUCGGCGCUGGGCGCGUUCGAUACGUGCUUCAGUACGGACGAGGUGUCGAGGACGCCGCCGGUGACGCUUCACUUCGAGGGGCUGGAUCUGGUGCUCCCCGUGGAAAACACUUUGAUACACAGCAGCGCCCGGCCGCUAGCGUGCCUCGCCAUGGCGGAGGCGCCGGGGAAUGUGAACUCGGUGGUGAACGUCAUCGCCAGCCUCCAGCAGCAGAACACGAGGGUGAUGAUCGAUUUGGCGAAUGGGAGGGUGGGGUUUGCACGGGAGGUGUGCAACUGAGGGAGCAGGGAAUCCCAUGUUAUUUGUAUUCUCUAUUUGUUUUUGGUCUUUUGUUUCAAGUGGGGAGGCGUGAUAAGGAUUCUGGCCUGAGGAGUCACGGGUUGGUGUCGUUGUCUUUUUUUGUGUCGUUGUUUGGGGUUGCAGUAGAGAUGAGGUGUCAGGUGUGAGAGACACGGGGUAAGGCCUGUGUCCGUUUUACCGUGAGAGCAGCAGUAAGAAAGCUCAUCAUCCUAUAUGUGCAAUAAUUUAUCUUUACUUCGUCCCAUCUUUUACUUUA